GUGUGCCUAGGGAGUUCAAUUAGCUAUAUAUUCAGUGCGUUAGUAACCCUACUGCGCGUGUGUAAUACGCGCCGGGGGUGGUUAGUCGAUGGUUCGGUCUACGGAACGUGAAAAAUUGCCAUUUCGAUCGCGAUCCGGUUGAUAUUGUUCGCGCGAUUCGUACAAAGUGGGGGGCGAGAUCGCGCGUCGUUCCGUUUUCCAUUGACAAUUUCACGGGCAAAGGCACACAGGAUAGACGGCAAGCACGGGCGAACCAAUUUGCGGGACUGCAGCGUACGAUACGCACGCGGUGUCUAAAAAUGGCGAAGGUGUUUCGCGCGGUGACAGUAUCGACUUUGUCAAACAAUGGACAGUCAACGGCGAAAUUUAACAAGCCGGUCACGCUCAAUAUCAAUUACGAUCCACAGGGCCUCAGCGUUGAGUUCCUCGCAGGUGAUUUAGUCGGUAGAGAUAAAACAACGUUAUUGGAAUUUCCGGUAACUCCCAGCACAGAAUGCUCCAGAGUUUCAUCCAGAAGCUACGUAUUCACACUUGAUACAGACAGUUUACUCAUAACAUUUGCUAAUGAAACAGAUUUUAGAAACUUUCAUUCGCAAAUAUUGAAGUUGAAAAAUGGCAAGGGUAUUUCCGCAUUUAAUGAGAGGACCGAGGAGUCGUCGGCUAUGCAAUAUUUUCAAUUUUAUGGUUACCUGUCUCAGCAACAAAACAUGAUGCAAGAUUACAUUAGAACUAGUACAUACCAGCGAGCAAUCUUAGGGAAUUUAUCUGACUUUAAGGACAAAGUUGUGCUAGAUGUAGGUGCAGGUUCCGGAAUAUUGUCAUUCUUUGCUGUCCAAGCUGGUGCAAAGAAAGUGUACGCGGUAGAAGCGAGUAAUAUGGCGAAUCACGCAGAACUGUUAGUCGCCGCGAAUAAUUUAUCGGAUAAGAUUAUUGUCAUAGCUGGUAAAAUAGAAGAAAUUGAUUUGCCAGAAAGAGUUGACUGCAUAGUGAGUGAACCUAUGGGUUAUAUGUUGUACAAUGAAAGAAUGCUUGAAACGUAUCUUCAUGCGAAAAAGUGGUUAGUCCCAGGUGGAAGAAUGUUCCCUUCCCGAGGUGAUUUGCACAUUGCACCUUUCUCCGACGAGAAUCUUUACAUGGAGCAAUUUAAUAAGGCUAACUUCUGGUACCAAACGUGUUUCCAUGGUGUAGAUCUCUCAGCGAUGCGAAAUAACGCGAUUAAAGAAUACUUUAGGCAGCCAAUAGUUGAUACCUUUGAUAUAAGAAUUUGUAUGGCUAAAUCUAUCAGACACAUUGUAGAUUUUCAAACUGCUAAUGAGACUGAUUUACACAAAAUAGAAAUCGAUGUCGAUUUUCACAUAUUGGAAAGCGGUACUUGUCAUGGCCUUGCAUUUUGGUUUGACGUUGCAUUUAUUGGGUCAACGCAACAGGUUUGGUUAAGUACAGCUCCCACAGAACCCCUAACUCAUUGGUAUCAAGUUCGUUGUCUUUUGGAGAAUCCAUUGUUUUGUAAAAGUGGUCAGUUGUUGUCCGGGAAAGUCAUUCUUAUUGCGAACAAAAGACAAUCGUACGACGUAACAAUAGAAUUAAAACUGGAAGGGACGAAUAUGGAGAGCAGUAGUAAUACAUUAGAUUUGAAAAAUCCAUACUUCAGAUACACAGGAGCAGCUGCACAACCUCCGCCCGGUUUAAAUAAUACUUCUCCCAGCGAGUCUUACUGGACGACCUUAGACGCACAAGGUGCCAGACAAGCAGUAAACAUGGUUAACGGAAUGUCUGUGAAUGGUUUAGGAGAAGUUUCAAUGGACGCGACUGCGGCGGUGAAUCCCAGUAAUUUACUUGCAAUAGGAGGUCAACCAAAUAUUCACCCUGGUUCGAUUUCGAGUACAGGGCGAGGAAGAGUAGGAGGUACCGCAACGAGUACGCAAGCAGCACAAUUAAUAGGUGGUGGAAUCACUCCAAAUAUGUUUACAUCCCCCGCUACGCUUGGUGUUAAUUUCCAGCAAUCGCUGGUCCUUGGCAAUACUUCGCAUUAUCCAGUGAAUCCCAGCUUGAUGAUCGGGGAUUAUGUGACACCUGGUAAUGGCAUAUCAUCUCAAACGUAUCGGCAAUGAUCAAUGGCGAAAUCAUUUUGCACUGAGUAUUCCCAUUCGGCGAAACAAUUGAGCGACCGCCAUAGCGCUAGCAGUAACGGAGACAUCAUCAACAACAACAAACAGAGCCGGAAACUGGUGUUCAGCUCUCCAGCAAGUAAAUUACGACUCUCGUCUGCUGUUCGUAUCUUAAACGCGGUUAAUCUGGCCAAUCUUAACACAAACAUUGGCCACGUUAAUGGCAGCGGCAACAACUUCGCUUACAUUAAUAAAGUUAUCAUUGGUUCUGGGUUUGGAUUCGGAUGGAGCGCUAGAAGAAAUAAGUCACAAUGGGAAGCACGUUGGAGGAGAGUGCGAACCGUCCUCUCGUAGUUGUCGUUAAUUUUCCAAUUUAGCCCUUAUUUAAUUGAGGUCCCACGAAGAGUCGAUCUUCUACGUCGAUGAAGUGCAUGCUUGCCAAAUGUACCCGAGAAAACAAUAUUUUUUAACGACAAUACACUUUACUAAAGCGUGAUGUUCCACGCGACAACUAUUUUCACGGGGUCCUGAUACAACAGAUCGUUUGUACGUCAAAAAUCAAAUUUAACGAGUGAGCAACCGGAGGUGAUCACAGUUGCAGUAUUUCCCCAAACACCUGAACACCCCCCCCCCCCGCGGGUUUUUCCUCCGAUGUACAUUUUUUCAGAAACGUUUCAGUAUCGGAUUAACCGUGCACCUAACGAUUGAAACUCUACGGUGUACACAGGCUUGAUUGAUUUUCGAUCUUAAGCGGAUUUUUUACCACAACGUUUAGG
This is a messenger RNA of Frieseomelitta varia, 2884 nucleotides long. RefSeq names its product histone-arginine methyltransferase CARMER (gene Art4). The record is from RefSeq and is a predicted model, not a curated record. Lineage: Eukaryota; Metazoa; Arthropoda; Insecta; Hymenoptera; Apidae. Gene Ontology annotation, molecular function: protein-arginine N-methyltransferase activity. The coding region runs from base 300 to 2111 and encodes 603 amino acids. The transcript has 8 exons. Gene Ontology annotation, biological process: peptidyl-arginine methylation.